AUGCGGGGCCACCCGGACCUCGCCUGCCUGGCGCACUCGACGGGGCUCCCGGUCGUUUUGGACGUUUCCGCGCCAGGCCUUUUCCCCCCGGCGAGUUUUCUGCUGCGCCUUUGCCUUCCAUCCCGGCUGGGGAGAGGGUCCCGCUUCCCUCGCCCUCUUUCUCCCCGGUCCGCCGAUCCUGCCUGCCGGGGCCGGAGACCCCACGGCUGUGGCGUCCAGCCGGGCCCGAAGGCUGGCAGGGUGGGGUCGGGGUCCGACCGCCCGGCGCUCCGGAGCCGCUCUCCGGCGUCGGGCAGCUGGGGGAACCGAGGGGCGCGCCGGGGUCGUGGCCUCCUGCUGGCCCAGAAAUGUGGACCCGGGGCCGACCCGCCCGGGCCCCUCGGGAAGGACCCCCGACCCGACCGAUGCCUUCGAAAACUGAAGGGCUGGAGGAAGAGAGGCGCUGGCGGUGGGAAGGGCGCUGCUUGGCGUGUGCCUGCUCGGCCCGGCCCCCACCUCUCCCGCCGGGAGGGGGCGUGCGAUGCGAUCGGCGGAGAUACCGGGGGGCCGGGCCCCCUCCUCCUCCUUCCUUCGCCCGCCUGCGAGGGAAAGCCCCUCUAUAAGGGCGGGCGGGCGGGCGGGAAGGCGGCCAGAGCGGCGAUGAGAGGCGCCCCGGCCUCGCCCACCCUGGCGGCAGGUCGCGGUCGCCGGGGCUCCUCUGACGGCGGCCUCUCUCUCUGUGCCCUCCUUGCAGGCGGCGGCGGCGAGGGCGGCGCGAUGCUGGACGCCUCGGAGCCGUCGGGCCACUCGCGGCAGCUGCUGCUGCAGCUCAACGUGCAGCGGACCAAGGGCUUCCUCUGCGACGUGAUCGUGGUGGUGCAGAACGCGCUCUUCCGGGCCCACAAGAACGUGCUGGCGGCCAGCAGCGCCUACCUGAAGGCCCUGGUGGUGCACGACAACCUCAUCAACCUGGACCAGGAGAUGGUCAGCCCGGCCGUCUUCCGCGCCGUCCUCGAUUUCAUCUACACCGGCCGCCUGGGCGAGGCGGAGGGCGAGGCGGGCGGCGGCGUCGAGCCCAGCCUGGGGGCCGUGCUGGCCGCCGCCAGCUACCUGCAGAUCCCCGACCUGGUGGCCCUCUGCAAGAAGAAGCUGAAGCGCUCGGGGAAGUACUGCCAGUUCCGAGGGGGCUUCCCCCACCUGGGCAAGCUGCCGCGGGGCCUGCGCGCCGCCACGCCGGUCAUCCAGAGCUGCUACUCGGCGCCGCCGCCCCCGGCCCCGCCGCCGCCGCCGCCGCCCCGCCCCGUCGAGCCGGGCAACCCGCUCAGCACCCACUGCGGGGAGCUGUACGCCGCCGCCUCCGGGCAGGGCGGCGCGGCGCUCCACCCGCACGGCCUGUGCCCCCCCGAGCGCCUCUGCUCGCCCCUCUGCGGCCUGGACCUGUCCAAGAAGAGCCCCAACGGGCCUGCCCUGCCGCCGCCCGCCCCCUCGGAGGGCCGCCUGCGGGAGAGCCGGGAGAACUCGCUGCCCCCCGGGGGGCCCGACAGCCCGGUUCUGCUGCCCGCCCACCCCUCUUUCGGAGAGCCGCCCUCCUACCGCGGCAGCCCGGGGCCGGAGCCGUCGGGGCGCGGGGAGGCGCCGCCGCCGCCCGAGUUCCUCUACCGUUGGAUGAAGCACGAGCCCCUGGUGGGGGGUUACGUGGAGGACGAAGACGACGACGAGGAGGAAGGGGACUGCCGGGGCCGGCGGGACAAGGGCGGCGGGGCGCCGGGGGAGCUGGAGCGCAAGGCCGAGUCGCCCUCGCAGCGCCGCUACGCCGGCCUGGACGGCGCGGAGCCCGACGGCGAGGCGGAGGACAUGGAGAACGACAAGAGCACCAGCGAGGAGACGGGCUGCAGCAGCGGCGGCCCGUCCCCGGCGGCCGGCAGCCUGGAGCGCUACCUGGGCUACGAGCCGGAGAGCUUCGGCGGCGACAACCUGUACGUCUGCAUCCCGUGCGGGAAGGGCUUCCCGUCGUCGGAGCAGCUCAACGCGCACGUCGAGGCGCACAACGAGGAGGACGAGCUGUACCGCAAGGAGGCGGCCGAGGCGGCCGGCCAGGGCUCGCCCUUCCUGGACAAGCCCCUGGGCGCGCCGCCGCUGCUGCCGUCGGGGGCCGCGGGCGGCGGCGACCUGCUGCGCCCCUACCGCUGCUCGUCGUGCGAGAAGGCCUACAAGGACCCGGCCACCCUGCGGCAGCACGAGAAGACCCACUGGCUGACGCGGCCCUACCCCUGCUCCAUCUGCGGCAAGAAGUUCACCCAGCGGGGCACCAUGACCCGCCACAUGCGCAGCCACCUGGGCCUCAAGCCCUUCGCCUGCGACGCCUGCGGCAUGCGCUUCACCCGCCAGUACCGCCUCACCGAGCACAUGCGCAUCCACUCCGGGGAGAAGCCCUACGAGUGCCAGGUGUGCGGCGGCAAGUUCGCCCAGCAGCGCAACCUGCUCAGCCACAUGAAGAUGCACGCGGCGGCGGCGGCGGCGGCGGCGGCGGCCGCCUCGACGGGCCCCGACGGCAAGCUCAAGCUGGACUUCCCCGACGGCGUGCUGGCCAUGGCCCGCCUGGCCCAGCAGCAGCACCCGGACAAGGACCUGCUGGCCUCCCACUUCUUGGCCGCCGCCGACCCCAAGAUGGCCAUGGAGAGCCUCUACCUCGGCCUCAGCCCCGACAAGGCGGCCGAGGUGCUGGCCCAGGGGGCGGCCGCCGCCGCUGCCGCCGCCGCCGCCCACCUGCACAACGACCACCACGCCCGGACCAUAGACCGCUUCUCCCCGCCCUGA
This is a messenger RNA of Euleptes europaea (tarantolino), 2796 nucleotides long. It is a transcript of the gene HIC1, whose product is annotated as HIC ZBTB transcriptional repressor 1. The record is from RefSeq and is a predicted model, not a curated record. The transcript is spliced from 3 exons. Gene Ontology annotation, molecular function: protein binding; DNA-binding transcription factor activity, RNA polymerase II-specific; RNA polymerase II cis-regulatory region sequence-specific DNA binding. Lineage: Eukaryota; Metazoa; Chordata; Lepidosauria; Squamata; Sphaerodactylidae. Gene Ontology annotation, cellular component: nucleus. Gene Ontology annotation, biological process: regulation of transcription by RNA polymerase II. The coding region runs from base 1 to 2796 and encodes 931 amino acids.